Messenger RNA from Toxorhynchites rutilus septentrionalis, 1692 nucleotides. RefSeq names its product putative methyltransferase C9orf114. The transcript is spliced from 2 exons. NCBI's taxonomy places the organism in Eukaryota, Metazoa, Arthropoda, Insecta, Diptera, Culicidae. The record is from RefSeq and is a predicted model, not a curated record. The coding region runs from base 94 to 1377 and encodes 427 amino acids.
CACGUGUUACAUUUCGAUUUCAUAAAGUAAUGUAAACAUUUGUUUUCGCGAAUCAAUUUGUUUUUGUUCAUAUUUAACUCAUCUGCGAGAAAAAUGAAAACAACGCCUGAUAAAUCCGGUCAUUCGUUUACGCCAAAGAAAUUAACCGGGAAACAACGUGCCGAACGGAAAGAGCUGAAACGCAAGAAAAAGCAGGAGAAAUUGCUGAAACGUGUCCAGCAGGAGUUCGAGCAGGUGGAGCGCGAUAAAGCAGCCAAUGCAGAAGUUGAAGUAACAAAGGUUGCCGAAAAGGACCAAAUAUCAACAUUAAGCAUUGCCGUCCCCGGUUCUAUUUUGGACAAUGCACAAUCACCGGAGCUUCGGACGUAUCUGGCCGGUCAAAUUGCUCGUGCCGCCUGCAUUUUCCAAGUAGAUGAAGUAGUGGUUUUCGACGAUUGUGGCUCUAACAAUCAGAUGUCAGAUAAACUGUCGACUAUUGAAACUGUGGAAGGAACAUCGUCAGGUCGUCGCUGCUGUAUUCAGCUGGCGCGGAUUCUUCAAUACUUAGAAUGUCCGCAAUAUCUGAGGAAGUAUUUCUUCCCGAUACACAACGAUCUCAAGUUCUGUGGUUUGCUGAGUCCACUCGACUCUCAACACCAUCUUCGACAAGCAAGCGAGUUUGAGUUCCGUGAGGGGAUAGUUACAAACAAACCAACGAAAAACGAUAAAUCUUCUUUUGUGAAUGUUGGCUUGCUGAAUGAUGUUUUAGUAGAGACUCAUUUGGAACCCGGUUUGCGAGUUACCGUGAAGAUGCCUCCAGGUGCUGAUCUAAAAUCGAAGAAAAUACGAGCGAAAGUGGUUUCACCAUCUCAGCCGCGACAAGAAACGGGUAUUUACUGGGGAUACAAUGUUCGGAUUGCCAAUUCUCUCUCACAGGUCUUUACCAAGAGUCCUUACAAAGGGGGAUACGAUUUGACGAUCGGAACAUCGGAUACCGGAACCAAUGUUCACGAGGUUGAAACCAGAGGUCUUAAAUACAGACACGCUUUGGUGGUUUUCGGCGGAGUGCUGGGCUUGGAACCAGCUCUGGAAAAUGACACCAAACUGAACGUGGCGAACGUCGAAAGCUUGUUCGAUGAGUAUUUGAAUACUGUGCCGCGACAGGGUUCUAGGACUGUCCGUACUGAAGAAGCCAUACUGAUUUCGUUGGCGGCGCUAGGUGAAAAGCUAGAUCCAGCCAAUCGGUCGAAGGAAUUCACCAGCUUCGAUGCAAUUCCACAAAGUCAAGACACCGGCAUACAGCAGUACGCGUUCAAUGAGAAAAUGAAAAAGCCAGUUGAGAAACCAGAGACAAAAACUACAAAAGCUGUGGAAGAUGACUUGUCGCGAUUUGACUGAGCUAUAUAUUAUUAUAUUGGGUUAUUUUACGAGUAUUUUAUACAAAAGAACAAAAAGAAAGCAGCAGUAAACAUUCAUUGUGCUUCCGUAUCGAGGGCAGAUAUUUCCCGACGAAUUUGCAUCACAAUUUCAGCCAAUGAUUCCGGGUGAACGCCUGCUUCCAACAGCUUUAAACAUAUAUCCAAAACUUCGGGGGUAAGUCCUGUGUUGAGGAGCUGGGAAAUGUUCUGAAUAUUGGCGCGAAUUGUCUGAGACUGUUGCAGGCGCAAGUAGAGGUUCGAGUUUUGUCCAUUUUCGCCGUUUUGGGUCAUGUUU